This is a messenger RNA of Haliaeetus leucocephalus (bald eagle), 2575 nucleotides long. It is a transcript of the gene RCCD1, whose product is annotated as RCC1 domain containing 1. Bases 494 to 1243 code for a protein of 249 amino acids. The transcript has 5 exons. The record is from RefSeq and is a predicted model, not a curated record. Lineage: Eukaryota; Metazoa; Chordata; Aves; Accipitriformes; Accipitridae.
GUGUGUCUGAGUCCUGCCCUGCGUAGCCCACAUGGGCCUGCCCUCCUUAGUGUGCCUGCUAUGUGAAACGCUUGUCAUGGCAAUUGGUGCCCCCCCCCCCCCCGGCUGAGCCCCAGCUUGUCCCCUCAUGGGAUUUCCCCCACUUUCACUUUCAGACUUGGGGGCUAAACUGAUUGCCACCAUUGCGCUGUUGAUUGCUGGCUCAGCAUAGCCCAAGUGAGCUCAGCAGUUAGCUGAGCAAUGGACUGACUUGUAAACACAUUUAUCAGUUCAGACUUGUGUCAUUCACCGCACCGUUGCACAGCGAUUGCACGAUGACAUGGACCCCUGCCUCGUGUUGUGCAGCUGCUACUGACCCACAGGCUUGCGUGCUGCAACCCGCUCUCUGGGCCCCAGAGUCCCUGCCAGCCUCCCAUGGCCUGGCACCAGGGUGCAGGGGCACCCUCCUUCCCCCUGAGGCUGGGCCCUGUGCCCCCUCUGCACCCUCCCUGCCAUGGGGGGUCCUGGGGGGCCGGGUCGUGGGCAGCAGCAGGCAGGAGGGGCUCGAUCAGGACCGUGGGCUCAUGGCGGGGCUGGGAGGUGCGAGGACUGGAGGGCAGUGAGGUGCAGGAGGUGUGUGUCUGUCUGUCCAUGUGUGUCUCCCCACAGGCACGGGCAGCUCGGCCACGGGACCCUGGAGUCAGAGCUGCAGCCGCGGCUGGUGGAGGCGUUGGCCGGUGUGCCGAUGCAGGCGGUGGCGGCUGGCGGGUGGCAUUCGGCCAGCAUUAGCGAGACAGGAGACCUCUACAUGUGGGGCUGGAACGAGUCCGGCCAGCUGGCUCUGCCCUCCAAAGCACUGGUGGAAGAGCAGGCACAGGACCAUGACCCCGGAGCAGGGCCCGGUCGUUCCCGGGAGCUGAGGGUCCGUUCUUCCCCAGGGGCCGCUGAGCUGAUGCCCCACCAGGAGCAGCUGGCUGCUGAGGACACCGCAUUCAUUUCCAUCCAGGCGUUCCCAGCAUUGCUGGAUCUGCCACAGGACCUGGAGGUCAGCAAGGUCAGCUGUGGGUCCCGGCACACAGCCAUCAUCACACGAGGUGGCGAGCUCUACACCUGGGGCUGGGGUAAAUACGGGCAGUUGGGACACAAGGACAAUGCCAGCUCUGACCAGCCACGCCGUGUUGAGUACCUGGUGGCCGAGGGGUUACGGGCAGAGGAGGUGGUGUGUGGGCCCUGGACCACCUACAUCUGUGUGCUGGAGCCAUGAGGGCCCCAAAGCCCCUUGCUGUCCCCCAGCUGUCUGCAGUGAGGAAGACACAGGCAAGCUCUGCUCCUGCGUGCCUGCUGCUAGGACCAGCCCCAGCACCACUCUGCCCUCAGAGAUGGGGCAGGCGAUGCCCCAAGACAGGAUCUGGCCAGGUUUAGCCCACAGGGAACUGAACUCACACACUGGAACUGGACUGGCACCUGACCCUGCCCAGGCUGCAGCUGCACAAAAGUGCUGAAGACAACCAAGGGAAAGGCUGAACAUAUUUAUUACAUCUACUUUUCAUUACUCUACAUUACAUCUACUUUACUACUCAUUACUCUACAUUUACUUUACUACUUUCAUUACAUCUACAUUACUACCACACUAAUGGCUGUGGUGGUGCUUCCUGUUGCAUACAAAAGACUGUCCCGGUCCCAACCCCAGCUAAAAGCUAUGCCCAACCCUCCCCAGCUGCAAGGCCACAGCGGGGGAGCCUUCGGUCACCCCAUGGAUACACAAACAGCAGCAGCUAUAUAAACAUAUACAUAUUAUUCCAUUGAACAGUAUAUACAGAGUUACAGAACAAGGGCACAGAACCUGGAGAAUAAAUAACAGCAAGUGGGGGACUGUAGUGAUAACAAGGUGCAAACUAGUCACGAUCAGGGACAGACGCAUACAUACAGAGCUUUAACAAAAGUGCAAACAGGCCCCCCCAAGCUGUGCCCAGGGCUGUGUCAUACUGCCAAAGCACUCGGCUUGCUGUCCUCUGCUAGAUCGAAGUGCGAGGGAGGGCAGAGGGCAGCACUGGACGGUGCAGAGCAGGUCCUGGGGUAGGACAAGCUGGUCUCCUUCCCAAGAGCAGGGAAGAAGGCCUUGUCCCACUGUAGCUCACUUCCUUGCUAGUAAUGUGUGCUCAGGCACUUGCUGCCACAGGCUCUGCCUCUCCACUGCUCAGGGAGGGGGCAGAGGGAGCAGCAGGAUACAAGGGGUCAAGCAAAGUCUGCUAAUGGAACCUGAGCUAAAGCAAGCCCCCACUAAAACAAGCCUGCUGUGAUGUUGAGAAAGGAAGAUGCUUAUGGACAAUAGCUACAGCAAUAUGGAGGGUAAAAAAGCCUCUGACGAAAGGCACCAAAGCCAUAGGUCCUGUCUGUCCCAGAGCAUGCUCAGCAAGGCAGAGCCCCUGUGACUGAGCACCAAUGCUCACCCCAGCCAGCCAGGCUGCAGCAGGAGCCAGCACCCAUCACUGCGCUACCCUAACACAAUCUUUAAUCAUAAACAAUUGCAAGAAUUCCCUAAAUAAAAGCAAGUUUUAAAAAGUGUACUUUUCACACCCUACCCCAUUAGGCAGAA